This is a messenger RNA of Felis catus (domestic cat), 3068 nucleotides long. It is a transcript of the gene TMEM79, whose product is annotated as transmembrane protein 79. The record is from RefSeq and is a predicted model, not a curated record. Gene Ontology annotation, cellular component: trans-Golgi network membrane; lysosomal membrane. NCBI's taxonomy places the organism in Eukaryota, Metazoa, Chordata, Mammalia, Carnivora, Felidae. The transcript has 4 exons. Gene Ontology annotation, biological process: regulated exocytosis. Bases 1133 to 2320 code for a protein of 395 amino acids.
CUUUCCCCCGGUGCUUAAAAGAACAAACGAAAGUGUAUGUGAGAGUUUCCUGGGGAGAGGAGGAGGACCGUAAGAGUGAGGCCCCUCCAAGACGUGACCCUCGUGCAGGCGCCUCGCCCUCAGCUCCCCUACCCCACAGCCUUCCACUUGCUGUCUCUCAGCAGCCCAGCAGACAUUUAUUGAACGCCUGCUGUCUUCCAGCCUUGGGUUCUGGAGACACGGGCGAAGAGCGAUCCAGACCCUGUCCCGCCCUCACAAAGCUCAAGUGACUUUGGGGUGAGGUCCCACAGGAAUGAGAAGCCCCUCUCUCACGUUUCUGCCUUGGAAAGAUUACCUUGGAUUCCUAUUGCUUUCUUGGCAUUGAACCUAGGCUAAAAAAAAGCAAGGUAUCUUGGGAAGUCUGGGGAAGUUGUGAUAGGAACAUAAAUUCCCUUCCACCUCGGUGCUCCUGGUUCCAGCCACCAGCCUUUCUUCUGUUCCUGAACCAGCCUAAGUGGGUCUUUUACUUGCUCUGUCUCCUCCUUGGAGCCCUCCUCAUUUCCUGUCAGGUCUCAGCUCAAAUGUUGUCUUGGCAAAGAGGUUUUCUCUACUCAAACUGUCCUGUUGAUUAGGCUCUUUAUUAUCUGUUACCACAAUAGAACAGGCUACUCGAGGGCAGGGACCUUGCCUGCACUCUUCUCUCCUAUGUCUGUGCCUAGAAUAGUGCCUAGCCAAUAACAGGUGCUCACCAAAUACUGCACAAGUGUAGAAGUUCCGCCUUUUCUACCUACUCCGAGCACCCUUUGAUGUGCCCUCUGCUUUCCGGGGCUUCAAGCUCCUAGACAUCCCACCUGCCUAGAGCACACACUUACCCUUGUGCCCAGCUGCACCCCCACUUUCGGAAAGGGUGACGUCCUCCAAUGCUUUUUCUGUCGGCAGAUUCAGCAGGGCAGGGCCUGCCCCUUUAAUCUGGGCCCCACCUGCUCUGGUCAGACAGGUUUGGAGACACAGGUAAAGGGAGAGAGACUGAGAGGGAUACUUGCAGAGCCAGCAGGGAGCUGGGCAGCUCCUUCCCAAACGUUGGGGACCCUCCGCCUCUGCAGAUGGAAAGGUGAUAGGACCUCAUGGUAGACCCCAGAACUGAGGCCCCAGGAUGACAGAACCCGAGACCCUGGCCCUGCUGGAAGUGAAGGGGUCUGAGGCCCCGGAGAAGAGCUCGCCCCAGGCCUUGGUCCCCAAUGGCCGGCAGCCGGAAGGGGAAGGUGGGGCUGAGUCCUGUGGAGCCGAGUCCUCCGGGGCGGGGUCUUCUGCUGGGUCUCCCACAGCCGAAGAGGGGACUGAGGAUGGUCUCGACAGCACGGUAAGCGAAGCUGCCACCCUGCCCUGGGGGACUGGCCCUCAGCCCAGUGCCCCGUUCCCAGACCCCCCCGGAUGGCGGGACAUCGAGCCCGAGCCCCUCCGCUCAGAGCCACCCACCAAGCUAGAGGAGUUGUCCGAAGAUGAUGCCAACCUGCUGCCCGAGAAGGCGGCCCGGGCCUUUGUGCCCAUCGACCUGCAGUGCAUCGAGCGGCGGCCCCAGGAGGACCUGGUUGUGCGCUGCGAGGCGGGUGAGGGCGAGCGCCACCGGACCCGCCCGCCUGCCCGGGCCACCCAGCCCGAGCCCCCCGAGCGCAAGUGGGCCGAGGCCGCGGUGAGGCCGCCAGGCCGCUCCUGCGGGGCCUGCGGGGGCUGCGGGGGCCGGGACGGGGUGCGGGCCGUGGCCUCGGUGGGAGCCGCCCUCGUUCUCUUCCCCUGCCUGCUGUACGGGGCCUACGCCUUCCUGCCCUUCGACGCCCCGCGGCUGCCUACCAUGAGCUCCCGCCUCAUCUACACGCUGCGCUGCGGGGUCUUUGCCACCUUCCCCAUCGUACUGGGGCUCCUGGUGUACGGGCUCAGCCUCUUGUGCUUCUCGGCGCUGCGGCCCUUCGGGGAGCCGCGGCGGGAGGUGGAGAUCCACCGGCGCUAUGUGGCCCAGUCGGUCCAGCUCUUCAUCCUGUACUUUUUCAACCUGGCCGUGCUCGCCACCUACCUGCCCCAAGAGACCCUCAAGCUGCUCCCUCUGCUCACUGGUCUCUUUGCCGUCUCCCGGCUGAUAUACUGGCUGACCUUCGCCGUGGGCCGCUCCUUCCGAGGCUUCGGCUACGGCCUCACGUUCCUGCCCCUGCUGUCCAUGUUGGUGUGGAACCUGUACUACAUGUUCGUGGUGGAGCCCGAGCGCAUGCUCACCGCGGCCGAGAGCCGCCUCGACUACCCCGACCACGCCCGCUCGGCCUCGGACCACAGGCCCCGGCCCUGGGGCUGAGUGCCCGCCCUCUCACCGCCCCCACCCCAGGCCGAGCCCCACUACUGCUCUGUCUUCUGCCCUCCAUCGGUAUUGUCCUCCACCUUGGGGGCCUGGGGCAAUCGUGAGGGAGGGACUUUGGUUUCUGGCAGGGAACGGACUGGAUGGCUACGCCCCUUACGGAUGCUGAGGGCCCAGGGCCAGGAGCAGCCCCCAGCACCGCCACUAGCCCACAUGCCCACAGUGGCCACCCCCCCCACCCCGCCCUGGCCUCCAGCCUCCAGCCUCCCGUGAGGCACCAAGUGGGCUGAGCCACAGCCAAACUGACCGUUUCUGUGCCACUGUCCAAGCAGAGGGCCUCGGGGAGACUGGAAGUGUUGCCCGUGCCCAAGAUAAAGGCUGGGCAUCCCACCAAACUGGACUUCCACAUUUGGUGAAAACCUUCCUGGGGCCCUGGGCUCAGGACCCUCCACGACUGGCCUUUGUAGGAUCUUUAGCCUCCGUCGAGAUGAUCAAAACUGCCCCCGCCAGAGCUGCGGCCUCUGGUCUUCCAACCUAUUUAGGCCCCUCGAACCUCCGGCCUCCGAACUGCCCAGAAGCCGCCACGCCCCUCCCAUGGGAAGAGGUGCGGAGGGGGAGGCCUGCCUCCCCAGAGGGCAGGGGUGUGUGCCAGCACCCACGUGUGUGCUGGCUGGGGAGCAGCUGCAAGGCACAGUGGCCGACGUCGACCCCGUCUGACCAUGUGUCUGACAAUAAAUGGCUGCCACAA